GGAGGAGAACGGACAGCCUGUGAUUCGGAUUGGUUAGAUGGGUUCUCUGAUUGGACUGCAAAACAUACAGCUUUCUGCAGUGUGAUUAUGAUUGAAGAGUUGCACCAAAUGACACCGAGAAAGGGAGGUAGACAAAAGAAUGGGCAGGUCUACAAACUAAAGUGAGGCAGAUCAAAUUCUUUGUGCACAAGCUGUUGUUUUAUGCGAAGGGUCUGCUGAAAACAAACUGGAACCUGAGAUCGUGGCGAAUUGAAUUUCAUCGUCGUAUUUAAUGUUGUAGUAAAUGGUGAUGCUAACCUUUUUUACUUUGAAAUAGGUUUCUGUGCAGGAGUCCCUGGAAAGGGUGUGAACGCAAGGCUGCAGGUCGUACACUCCACGAUGGAAGCUCCUGCUCCUGCCCAGCCCACAGUAGAGGGCCCUUCUGAUUUCUGGAGGCGGUCGGGGGGGUGUCGGAGGCGGAAAGCUGCCUCCCCAAACAUCUUCCAGGGGGUAAACCUGCGACAGCUGCAGUGCCUCUUCCGGAGGUCAGGGGACCAGCGAGCAGAGCAGAGGGCAGAGCUGGUGUGGGAGCACGGUGAUGAGAGCGAGCUGGCUCAGGCGCUGAUCGGACUGAGGCGAGGGAGGAGUCGCAGGCACAGGACUGGCCGGGGUGCUCUGGGACCGGUCUGGCUCAAAACUUUUGGGAAGAUGAGAAUCAAUGAAGGUGAUACAGAAGUGGAUGAUGAUUAUGAUUCAGAGGCUGAUUCCAGCAGCACUGACACAACUAUAGACGCCCAGUGUGAUGCACUGACUGACAGAGAGGCCGACAGCGAGCAGGACUCAAACCAGCAAGCAAGCUCACCCCGGAGGAGGAGCACUGGGAAGCAGGAAACAGAGCGGGACCCUGAGCGAUACCUCCAUCGCAUCCUGCAUUAACGACGAUGGCAGGAGCACACAAGCACACUACAGAUCCACAGCUGCCCAGUGUCCCGACUGAUUAAUACUACUAUGACUUGGUCAGCAUAGACCAUUACAGUGAAUUUAACAGCAAAAUGUCUUUUUUUUUUUAACAAAGGAAAGCCUUCGCUUUUAUUAUUACACUAUAUAUUAUCCCUCUUUCAUCACACCAUUCCAGAUUUCUAAAACAGCAUCAAAAAGGUUUUAACUGUGAUUUUUUAUAUAGAAAGGUAUAUAUAAAUUUAGCUGCCAAGUUUGUCAAACAUCUGUCACUCUUUUAGCAAGAUACUCGUGCCCUAGCUACUACUUGCAGCAAUAUGCAGGUUAUCAAUUACAGGGUGAAUUUUCUUGCAGGAGAGGAAACACUACAAUAUCACAGAUAUGAAUAUAACUGUCCCUGAACGGAGCUGCUAUGUAAAACACUACUUGUAGUCCACUGCCUCAGGUGACACGACUGAUCAAAGUAACCUGAGAAAGAGGAGGGGAGCAUUUCAUUUUCAAAGAUGGGCUAACGCUGCUUUUAAAACAAAUUACCUAUGAGGGACACAGACAUAGAAAACAUUUUUGAGUUCCUAAAAACUGUUUUCUUGUAGGAAGUCGGUGUGCUGACUGACCCUUCCUCACAAGUGCUUUUUUUGGUUUGUUUCAACGAAUAGAUGUAUAGAAAUAUUUGAAAGUUAGAAAAUUAAAAGGUCACCAUAUUUGUUUUUUGUCUGUCUUUCCAAAAGUCCACAAAACUAAAUUCAAUGUAGUCAUAUUUUUCAGACCACAAAUACUGGUUAAGAACACAUAUUGUAAUAUGUAUUGGUCUAAAUAAAAACUGUACCUGUCUUAUGUAUAUCAAGCAAAAUACUUGUUAUUUAUUUGAUUUGUAAUGAAUAACUAUGUUGAUAAAAAGCUAGUGAUUAAACUAAAUUUGAGUGUU
This is a messenger RNA of Acipenser ruthenus (sterlet), 1861 nucleotides long. It is a transcript of the gene avpi1, whose product is annotated as arginine vasopressin induced 1. The record is from RefSeq and is a predicted model, not a curated record. NCBI's taxonomy places the organism in Eukaryota, Metazoa, Chordata, Actinopteri, Acipenseriformes, Acipenseridae. The transcript is spliced from 3 exons. Bases 379 to 915 code for a protein of 178 amino acids.